AUGCUUUUUGAAACUCCAGAGUUUUUAUAUUAUUCUCUGCAUUUUAUUACCAUAAUCACAUGCCCCUUAAAUAUGUUUGGCAUCUACUGUAUUUUAUUCAAAACCCCAAAAAUAAUGAGUUCUGUGAAGUGGAGCCUGUUCAAUUUUCACUUUUGGUGCUUAAUUUUUGACCUUGGGGAUACUGUAUUGAGCGUACCUUUUCUGGUAUUUCCAGCACUGGCUGGGUAUCCAUUAGGCAUUUUGGGAACUGUUUUCAAAGUUCCGACGUCUAUUAUUACCUACUUGAUACUGACUUUUUUAUGUAUGGUUUUCGACGCAAUGAUAUUGAUUUUCGAAAACCGUUUCUAUCAAAUAUUUGCAACAAAUACGUCAUGGCGUUAUUAUCGGAUACCAUUAAUAAUUUUUAAUUAUAUUAUAGCGGUAACCUUCAUGAUACCAAUAAUUUUAGCCGCUCCAGAUCAAGCUUUGGGUUUGCAAGUUGUUUUUGCAAAACUCCCAUUUUUGUCCGAUGAAAUCAAAUCGUCUCCUUUAUACGUCAUAGCAAUUGAGCUGAGCUGGGUCCUGUUGGACCUCUUCUUUGUGGCAGGGCUCAUAAUCACAGAGGUGACUGUAUUCAUUGUGCUGAUCCAUUGGAAUCUGAGCUUAUCAUUACGGAAAUCAGUUCAAUCUCAACAGACAAUGCAUUUGCAAAAGAAAUUUUUACAGGCGAUUUAUGCGCAGGCUAUCGCAUUUGCAGUGGCGUGCCUGAUUCCUUACACGUAUAUUUUAUUCUCUAUAAUUUUUGAAUACUACAAUCAGGCUGGCAACAACUUUAUUUUCAUAUUUCUCGCACUUCACGGACUGACCUCUACUGUCAUCCUAUUAUGGGCUCAUAAACCAUACCGAAAGUUUUGUCUGCAGCUCAUGGAAAAUGAAAAAAUAUUUCGAAUUACUAUCAAUCUACUCCCGUUCAGCAGAAAUGAGUCACGGAGCACUAUUUCGGUUUUAUAUUGA
This is a messenger RNA of Caenorhabditis elegans, 993 nucleotides long. The record is from the annotation of a RefSeq genome assembly. NCBI's taxonomy places the organism in Eukaryota, Metazoa, Nematoda, Chromadorea, Rhabditida, Rhabditidae.